Messenger RNA from Musa acuminata subsp. malaccensis (wild Malaysian banana), 2912 nucleotides. RefSeq lists its product as uncharacterized. NCBI's taxonomy places the organism in Eukaryota, Viridiplantae, Streptophyta, Magnoliopsida, Zingiberales, Musaceae. The record is from RefSeq and is a predicted model, not a curated record. Gene Ontology annotation, molecular function: protein binding; RNA binding. Gene Ontology annotation, biological process: RNA processing.
UCGAACCAAAGAGAUAGAAUUGGGCCUUUCUUUAUCAUUCCCAUGGGAACCAGAGUGGCAGAGGGAGUGCGGGAAGGAAGAAGUCCGCCCGAGGUUGUGAUCGCAAUGGAAGAAACCCUAGCGGAGCAGGAGGACAGGAACCUUAACUCCGACUCUUCUUCAUCCUCUUCCGACGACGAUGACGAGGCCGCGGAGGACCUACGGAUCAAAACCCUAGAGAAAUCCCUCGCUGAGAAUCCCUUCGACUACGACACCAACGUCCAGUACAUUCAGUGCUUGCGGAAGUUUGGACGUCUAAAGCAGCUGCGGCAGGCGAGGGAAUCGAUGAACGAGCGGUUCCCCUUGAGCUCAGAGAUGUGGCAGGAGUGGAUAAAAGAUGAAGUCUCAUUGUGCACGAGAACAUUUUUAAACAGUUCUGAAGCUUUCACUGAAGUUGAGAAGCUUUACGAACGUGCUGUGCAAGAAUAUUUGUCUGUACCUCUAUGGUGUGAUUAUAUAAAUUUUGUUCAAGAACAUGAUGCUUCAAUAUCUCGAUGUUCACCAGAUGGUGUUUCAAAGAUGAGACAGUUAUUUGAGCGUGCUCUUACUGCUGCUGGGUUGCAUAUCAUUGAAGGCAAUAAAAUAUGGGAGGCAUACAGAAACUUUGAACAAGCUAUAUGUCUAAUUAUGGGUGACAAUGAGAAUGAGGAAAAAGAAAAACAAACUCACCGUGUUCGGAAUCUAUAUCAUCGCCAAUUAUCUGUUCCUUUGGUUGAUUUAAGAUCAACACUAAGGGAUUAUAAGCUUUGGGAAGCUGAACAAGGGAAUCAUAAUGACGCAAACUCUGAGUUUGAUGGUGUUCCUACAAAUAUUAUUUCUGCUUAUAAAAAAGCAAUUGAAGUUUAUAAUGCUCGUAAGCAAUAUGAAGAACAAAUUUCUAAUCAUGAUGCAUCUGAUUCUGAGAGGCUUCAACAGUUCAUGAACUAUAUAAAGUUUGAGGAAUCUUCUGGAGACCCUGCACGUGUUCAAAUCUUGUAUGAGCGUGCUGUUGCACUGUUUCCAAUAUCUAGUGACUUAUGGCUACGGUAUUCUAGUGAUUUGGACAGAACCUUGAAGGUUCCUGCCAUUCUGAGAAGUGUAUAUUCUAGAGCCACAAAGAAUUGUACAUGGGUUGGUGAACUAUGGGUUCGUUACUUGCUCUCUUUGGAACGUCUUCAUGCAUCAGAGAAAGAGCUAAGUAAUGUCUUUGAGCAAGCUAUACAAUGUGCUUUUCCAAACUACAAAGAGUAUCUGGAUCUAUUUCUCACUCGAGUGGAUGGCUUAAGACGAAGGAUGUCUUUGGUUGGCUCUAAGGAGGAUGGGUUAGACUAUGUCCUUAUAAGAGAAACAUUUCAGCGUGCUACAGAGUUCUUAUUGCCAGAGUGUCUGAGUACAGAUGAUCUAUUGCAUCUGCAUUCGUAUUGGGCAAGAUUAGAGGUUAAGCUUGGAAAUGAUAUCGUUGCUGCUCGUGGGGUAUGGGAAAACUUGCUCAAGAAAAGUGGAUCUAUGCUGGAAAUUUGGCUGUCAUAUAUCUCGAUGGAAAUUGAAUUGGGUCAAAUAAAUGAGGCAAGGUCAAUUUACAAGAGAUGCUACAGUAAAAGGUUUUCAGGAACAGGUUCGGAGGAUGUAUGCCAUUCCUGGUUGCGGUUUGAAAGGGAACACGGCACCUUGGAUGACUUUGAUCUUGCCCAGAAAAAGGUGGCACCACGACUACAAGAGCUCAUGGCAUUCAACAAUCAACAGGAGACCAAAGUUGACCUUGCAUCGGUUGUCAAUAAAGAUGGUUCUCCUGCAGCCAAUGCACCACAAAAGAGGAAAAUAGGUAAAGCACUGGAAGUUAAACAGCCUCCUGGAAAGAGAAAGAAAUAUACAUCUGAACCUGUGCAAGCAUCUAAAAGAGACUCUAUAAGAGCACCAGAACAGAUUAAACUUGCUGAGGAAACAGAUAAAGGACAAGUGGAGAAAUUGCUGGACACAGAUGCAGCCAACAAUCAAUCCGUGGGAACUUCAGAAUCUAGGGAAUCCAAGCCUAAUCACUACAAUGAUGAGUGCACUGCAUUUAUUUCAAAUCUCAGCGUUGAGGCAAAUGAGGACCACCUACGUGAAUUCUUCAGGGACUGUGGAGUUACUGCUAUACGAUUGUUAAAAGAUAGAAAAACAGGCGGACCAAGGGGGUUAGCAUAUGUAGAUUUUUCAGAUGAUGAACAUCUUGCAGCAGCUGUUGCAAAGAACAAGCAGAAGCUGCUUGGGAAGAAAUUAAGCAUUGCACGGUCAGACCCAAAACAUAGCCAAAAGAGAAUCCUAGAUGGUAGCAAGACAUCAGCAGCCCAUGGUGUGCUAAUUGGUAAAAGGUUUGCGAGAGGUAACAGUAUCAGGAAAGAAGAUGAGUCUGAAGCCACCAUUGUGGAUAAGCGUGGUAGUAGUGGGAAGUUUACUGGGAGUGUCACGUUUGCUGCACCAAGAGCUCUUGUGAAGCCCCUUGGAUGGACUAAAAGGGAAGCAAAGCCUGAUCAAGAUAAUGAGAAGCCAAAGUCAAAUGAUGAGUUCAGAGACAUGCUCCUCAAGAAGUGAAGACCUUUUCACGGGAACGGAAUCAGAUUGAAGCCCUAUUUGAUGAACUUCUGGGGGGAGUACAAGAAAGCUGACAAAAGCAACUUGCAAGAGAUAUCCAGAAAUGGGGAUAGAAUGAGCUAGAAGAAGAUACUUAAAAGCACAUAAUCUUUCCUACUAAUGCAAAAUGUUUCCAUAUGUAAUGGCAUAUAGAAACUAUCGAAAACAAACUACUUUAAUUUGUAUUUUGGUUGCAACUAGUGGAUUGGACCAGAUUCAUAUAUUCUUCCUACGGGUAAAAUUAUUUUCCAGUGAUUGGUAAACAAGUCAUAAAGGCAGCUUUU